GUGAGGGAGGAAGGAAAAAUGGAGGAUUGCUUCUGUUCAUCCUCUUCUUCGGAGAGCUGGGGAGAGACGAUUUCGGAGAAGAUAUUCUCGAUCUACAACUCUCUCCCGAAGAAAGGCAAACCUCAGGGUCGUGAAGUCACUGUAUUGGCUGCAUUUCUCGUUUCAUCUCCUUCCGCACAAGGUUUGGAAGUUGUGGCGUUAGGGACGGGGACUAAGUGUCUCGGUCGCUCGCAGUUAAGCUCAAAUGGUGACGUUGUGAAUGAUUCACACGCCGAAAUAAUUGCUCGGAGAGCUUUAAUGAGGUUCUUCUACACACAGAUUCAACAUUUGUCCCAGAACAACUGCGAGAGUGAACAUCACAAAACGAAGAAGAUGAGGUGUGACAAUGUAAUAAACUUUUUGUUUCAGUUAGAUGAGGAGGCUGGGGCUGAACAAAAAUAUGUCAUGAGAAAGGGCUGGAAAUUGCAUUUAUACAUAUCUCAGUUACCAUGUGGGGAUGCUUCAUCUUCAACUCCCAGAGACGUCGAACCUAGAACAGAGGAUACGCCACCAUGUUUGAUUGAUGAAGGUAUGGAUACACUACCACAGGCUAAAAUGGAAGAUAGUGAUUUCUUGCUUAUGUUUCGUUUAAGAAUGUAUGGGUGGAUUCAAAUUUCAGGGGAUGAUUCACAGUGCAUAGGUUUGGUUCAGAGGAAGCCUGGUCGUGGUGAUACAACAUUGUCAGUUAGCUGUUCUGACAAGAUAGCUCGAUGGAAUGUAGCUGGAGUUCAAGGAGCUCUUCUCUCGUACUUUCUUCAGCCUGUUUAUCUUUCCUCUAUAACAGUUGGAUUGUCCCCUCAUAGUGCCAAAAAUUGUACACUGAAGGAACAAGUGAAAAGAGCAAUAUGUGAUCGAGUACAGCCAUUUUCGAAUGAGCUAACGACUCCCUUAAAGGUGAACCAGCCACUGUUUUGCACAGCUCCAGUACCACCAAAGGAGUUCCAACACUCGGAGUCUGCUUUAAACACGAUAACUUGCGGGUACUCUAUUUGUUGGAAUAAGUCUGGCUUGCAUGAGGUCGUCCUUGGAACUAUUGGAAGAAAGCAAGGAGCCUCUGCUAAAGGGGCGCAGUAUCCAUCAACUGAGUCAUCUUUAUGCAAGAAGCGGUUACUGGAAAUGUUCUGGUCGCUUAAAAGUGUAUGCCCUACUAAAUUUCUUGCCAGCAACAUCUCUUAUAGAACGCUGAAGGAUGGAUCUCAAGAUUACCAUUUAACAUCUAAAGUUUUCAAGGAACAAUCAGCGUUUAAGAACUGGAUAUCGAAACCUAUCAACUACGAGGCGUUCUCCUUUGGAUGUGGAUGAGGUACGUAUUUGUUAGCCAUCCAUUUUAAUGCUAAUUGAAAGAUAAGAGGUGAAUAUGAAUGCUUCUGAAUGAUCUGCCUCCAUGUUUGCACAAUCUUUCAUGGUCUAUGCCAGUGAAGUAGUUAGCUUGUGGCUUUCUGUAUUUUCAACCUCUCAAGGCUCCAAAAGAUGUUUUAACAACAGAUCGCUCUAUAAAAACACAUGAAUUUCAGCUAGUAAAGAUCAUUAUAGCAA
Cucurbita pepo subsp. pepo (vegetable marrow) is the source of this 1575-nucleotide messenger RNA. NCBI's taxonomy places the organism in Eukaryota, Viridiplantae, Streptophyta, Magnoliopsida, Cucurbitales, Cucurbitaceae. The record is from RefSeq and is a predicted model, not a curated record.